This is a messenger RNA of Dibothriocephalus latus, 753 nucleotides long. The record is from the annotation of a GenBank genome assembly. Lineage: Eukaryota; Metazoa; Platyhelminthes; Cestoda; Diphyllobothriidea; Diphyllobothriidae.
CAACCAGACUUUGUAGGCGAUUUCUGCAAAGCCAUUGCAGCUCGCGUGCGUGGCAUCGUGGCCUCAGUCAACUUUGACAGAUUUCACAAAAACUCGGCUUCUCUAAUCAGACAGUCUGUUUUUGGUGUCGAUGCGGAGGGCAAAAUUAGAGACAGGCUUGUAUUUCCUCAGAAUAACCUAGUAGUGACAAGUGUGGACGUACAGGCUGUUGAACCGGUAGAUCAGCGCACACGAGAUGCCCUUCAGAAGUCUGUUCAGCUGGCGAUCGAGAUCACGAGCAAUUCUCAAGAGGCCGCCGCCAGGCAGGAGGCUGAGCGACUGGACCAGGAAGCUCGCGGCAAGUUAGAACGCCAGCGUAUUGAGGAUGAGGCAAAAGCCGAGGAGGCCCGACGUGGUCUGCUGGAACUACAGGUACAAUUGGCUGCUUUGGAGAGCACCGGUCAGGCCAAGGCAGAAGCUCAGAGUCGUGUGGAUGCUGCUCUUAUCAGCACUCAGGCGGAGGACGCGGAGCUGGAACGUUUGAAGAUAGCUCGUGAGGCGGAGCUGGAUUAUAUACAAAAGAAGAACCAACUGGAGCUUGAGCACAAGAAGCAGGAUGCCACCCUCAUUACAGACGGUCGGACGCCAGUGAACCUGUUGGACGCUACCUCAGGUUUGAUUGGUCAGGCCAGGAGUGCUGUUCACGUCCCACAGCCCGAGGGCCAGGUUGCUCUACCAGAACCCACCACUGAAGAGGCGGACGAUGACGCGUAG